GCUCUUGCUGCUCCUAUUUGCUGACCGGUUGGAUUAGCUCGAGUUGUGCCAAGAUGUCAUCACACCAAAUGCAGUGCAAACAGAAAACCACCUUGCCUCCUCCCUUGUGCAAAGGGCCACCGAAUCAGGGUCAGGACCCAGUGCCGCUCCCAGAGCCAGUGCCACUGCCAGCUCCAAUACCAGAGCCAGGACAAGGAAAAACACCAGACAUUAAGAUACCAGAGUGUCCACCGCAGCAACAGCAGCAAUGUAAGCUGCCUCCAAUCAUCCCACCAUGUCCCCCUCCCUGCAAGGAGCCACCAAUGCCAGAGCCCAUGCCAUUCCCUGAGCCAGUGCCUUGCCCAGAAAAACCAGUGCCACUGCCAGCUCCACUGCCAGAGCCAGGAAAAGGGAAAACACCAGACAUUAAGAUACCAGAGUGUCCACCACAGCAACAGCAGCAAUGCAACGAACCUCCAAUAAUCAUCCCACCAUGUCCUCCACCCUGCAAGGAGCCACCAAUGCCAGAGCCCAUGCCAUUCCCUGAGCCAGUGCCUUGCCCAGAAAAGCCAGUGCCACUGCCAGCUCCACUGCCAGACCCAGGCCAAGGGAAAACACCAGACAUUAAGAUACCAGAGUGUCCACCACAGCAACAGCAGCAAUGUAAGUUGCCUCCAAUCAUCCCACCAUGCCCACCACCCUGCAAGGAGCCACCUGUACCAGAGCCCAUGCCAUUCCCUGAGCCAGUUCCUUGCCCAGAAAAACCAGUGCCACUGCCAGCUCCACUGCCAGCUCCAAUGCCAGACCCAGGUCAAGGGAAAACACCAGACAUUAAGAUACCAGUGUGUCCACCACAGCAACAGCAACAAUGCAAGGAACCUCCAGUAGUCAUCCCACCGUGUCCUCCACCCUGCAAGGAGCCACCAGUGAAGUGCCCACCUCCCUGUCCCCCCAUCCAACAGCAGCAACAGAAGCAGCCGUGCCAGUGGCCACCUCAGCAGAAGUAAGCUGCAGAUAGCCACCAAAGCCUCGAAGGAAGAAGCCAAUUCGGGGUACCUGUCUCCAGGGCUCAGUCCGAUGGUUCAUGUUACCUCAUCUCUCAUUUCUUGCAGUGUAUAAAGGUAUUUUGCAAAGUUGCCCAGCUUCCCCUGACACACUUGUUCUUCCCUUUGAUAGAGCACUAGAGUUCUGUUACUAGCUAGCACAGGGUUUCUGGCUUGGAGGAUGAUUGUCUAGAAAAGUUACUCUGGAAAGAAACUGUGAAAAGAUGCUUUAAAUCUCUAACUCUGCUCACAUCUCCUAAAGCCUUUCAAACGUGCAGCGCUGCAGCUGUAGAUAUGGGGGGAGGUGAAAAUUAGGGCUGCCUAAACUGAUGGCAGUCAUUCAAACUUAGCAUGAUAAUAGGUAGCUGGUGAAGAGAGACCAUGGCCCGUCACAUGGAUUGGUAUUGUCUCGUAUUGCCCAGUGCUCCAGCCAUCCAUCAGUAUUUGCCUGCUGUCUCCUGCCUUAUUCUUAGAUCAUACAUUCUCUGUGGACUGCCCAUCUGUGCUGUAUUCAUACAGCGCUGAGCAUCACAGGGCUUUAAUUCAUGACUGGAUCCAAGGCGCUGCAGCGGCUCAAUUAAUUAACUAUAGUUGUAAUAAUAGGGUAGAAAAGAAGCAUGUCCAGAGAUCCUGAAGCCACUGUACUCCAUUUCUCCUCCAGUAAAUUCCACCAGAUCCUAAGUAAAGAUGUGUAUUACCAUUAGACAUUGAGUUAAGUCAAUUGCCAUCCAACUCCACUGAAACAAUUUCUAAACCUGCAAUGAGUCUUUUAUCAUAUCAGCCUUUCCAAGAUACAGAAAUUACAGUUUAGGCUAUGAGCAAUUACAUGAAAGACAUGAUGAUUAAGCCCCAACCCAUACAUGGUAGAAGUGAUGAAUCUUCAAGAAAGUGGCUUCGCUUAUUAGUUGGAUGCAAUAAAAGAUGGAGAACGCAUCAUACCAUAGGAGUUAAGACCGUGCUUGGUCAUACUUUACUACACAAUGAUACUCUUAUUGAUUCCUGAUCAGCCAGUACCUGCUGCUGCUAUUGUAUCUGUGAUUUGUUUUUCUAUUAAAAUCAACAAUAAAACCUAUUUAAAGUA
This is a messenger RNA of Alligator sinensis (Chinese alligator), 2103 nucleotides long. RefSeq names its product vegetative cell wall protein gp1-like. The coding region runs from base 54 to 986 and encodes 310 amino acids. NCBI's taxonomy places the organism in Eukaryota, Metazoa, Chordata, Crocodylia, Alligatoridae. The record is from RefSeq and is a predicted model, not a curated record. The transcript is spliced from 2 exons.